ACCGGAAGUGAGAUUCUUGCUGGGAGUUGUUCAGGCAGUGAUUAGGUUUCGUGGAGUUGACUAUCCCUAACUAGGCAUUUACCUAGAGUAAUAACAAUGGAGGUAUUCUAAUAAAUACAAAAUACAUAAACAAACCAUUUGUUAGCUGAAUAUAGCGGGGAUGCGUUAUCAAAAUGGGAAACAUUUUCAGCAAGAAGAAACGCAGUCCGACUCGGGUGACGGAGCAGGACAGGGCGGUUCUGCAACUGAAGCAGCAGAGAGAUAAACUGAAACAGUACCAGAGGAGAGUCACUUUGCAGCUGGAUAAAGAAAGGCUACUGGCCAAACAGUUGCUGAAAGAUGGCAAGAAAGAGAAAGCCCUCCUGUUGCUUAAAAAGAAGCGAUACCAAGAUCAACUCCUGGAUAAGACAGAAAAACAGAUAAGCAACCUUGAACGAAUGGUUCAAGACCUCGAGUUUGCCCAGAUUGAGAUGAAAGUCAUAGAGGGUCUCAAAAUUGGCAACGAUUGUCUUAAGAAAAUGCACGAGGUCAUGUCUAUCGAAGAAGUAGAGCGAAUUAUGGAUGAAACCCAAGAUGCUAUCGAGUAUCAACAGCAAAUCGAUGAGCUGCUGGCAGGUUCUCUCAGCCAGGAGGACGAAGACGCCGUGCUGGCAGAGCUGGAGCUCAUCACUCAGGGUGACGUCGUACUCCCCGAGGUUCCGGAAGAUUCUUUGCCCAAGGUCCCCGAGGCAGCAGAAAAGGAGCCAGAGAGGGAACAGCCAAGGAAGAAGCCUGAAAGAGAGCUUCUGGCUGCCUAGACACAUCCUCCUUCUGUCCUACGAGGCACCACAUCACCCCUUUCUCCCACACAGACUGCUGCUGGAGGUCUCUCCCCACACAGGAGGACCGGGCCACUGGCCCCCUUCCUGGUGCCUCACCUCUCCCCAGAGCAGCCUCUCGAUGGGCCAGGCUUGUUCUCACAUGGCCACUGCAGGCUCCAUGGUUUUUAAUGUCAACGCCCAUCAUGAAGAGUGAUUUAAGACUCUUGUGCCUAUGAGGCCCUCAACUUUAUCAUCCAUGUUUCGUGUUUCAUACAAUUGUGACGGGCCAAUUCAAAUCGAUUAACGUUUUUUUACUGAGAUUUGCAUAUGUCCAUAUGUUACCUCAUUUCAAGCACAGUUGAAGGUCAAGCUGUCUUUGGAAAGAAGAAGAACUUGUAACGCAAAAAUUAUUCAAAGUAUCGGGCAGAAUUUUCAAAGAUAAAUUCCUUUCCCUGUCCCAUGGCUGUGCUGCAAGCCUUGAGCUGUUUGCUUAUUGAUCCAUAUAGCUGUAUAUUCUCUAUUUUUACCUCUUCUUGUUCAGAAGCUUAACCAAUCUAAUGCUCCGCUCCCCUUGUGGGGGAUUAGUCUGUGUCAUUGGAGAAAGGGCUAAUCGUAUUGUCAGUGGGCUUAACUCAGUACCCCAGACAGAAGUUGUUUAUUGGAUGCUAACAUUGACCAUGAGCUCCAUAUAGAGAAGCAGCCUGCCAGAGUCCUACAUCCUAACCACAAGUGAGUACUAUUGAAUGAUACUUUUUAAUGUGUGGAUCCAGUGCCAUGGGUUAUAUUGCUGGUUUAGUUCUGUUUCCAAAGCGUGUCAGAUUCUUAGGGAAGGCCUUGUCUGUGAUUCGUACCAAGAGUGUGGAACGCCAGGGUUGUGGGUCAUGUUGCAUCACUCGCUGAUCACUCCCAGUAUUACUAGAACACUCCUCUAUGUGGACAUCACGGUAUCUGCGUCAGGACACUGAUGAGCCUGUUUAUAAUGUCAGGUUGUGGACAUCAUUUCACAGGUAUGCCUCUGUUAAGCCAGUGGCCUGUCAAUCUCUCUGUUGUUGUUCUACAACAAUAAACUAUUUUUAAUUGUU
Molecule: messenger RNA, 1882 nt
Organism: Osmerus eperlanus (European smelt)
Lineage: Eukaryota; Metazoa; Chordata; Actinopteri; Osmeriformes; Osmeridae
Gene: chmp6b
Product: charged multivesicular body protein 6b
Exons: 8
Coding region: 174-797 (207 amino acids)
Biological process (GO): late endosome to vacuole transport via multivesicular body sorting pathway; vesicle budding from membrane
Cellular component (GO): ESCRT III complex; multivesicular body
Source: RefSeq, a predicted model, not a curated record